Hyaloperonospora brassicae is the source of this 3162-nucleotide messenger RNA. NCBI's taxonomy places the organism in Eukaryota, Oomycota, Peronosporomycetes, Peronosporales, Peronosporaceae. The record is from the annotation of a GenBank genome assembly.
AUGGAUCCCGUGGAGCAGUCCAAGUCGCCCAGCGAUCAGAAGCAGUACCGCCUUCUGACGCUCUCGAACUCGCUGCAGGUGCUGCUCAUCUCCACGGCCCAAGUCGCGCACGUCGCGGCUGCUAUCGCCCGCGAGAGCGAGAGCCAGCACGAGGACGACCACGACCCGAGCUCAAGCAGCGACUAUAGCGACGACGAGGGCGACGGCAAUGACGACGACGACGACGACAGCGACGAUCAAAGCGGCUUUGGGGAUGCAGGUGACGCGCACGACGGGGCACCUCAACGUCGUGCGGGUGCGUGUCUCACGGUCGGUGUUGGCAGCUUUGCCGAGCCGAAAGCGUUGCCUGGUCUGGCCCACUACCUCGAGCACAUGGUCUUUAUGGGGAGCCAAAAGUACCCGAACGAGAACGCAUUCGAGUCCUUCUUGAGCGCUCAUGGCGGCUACAGCAACGGUGCAACGGACAAUGAAGUGACGAGCUAUACAUUUGAAGUCGGUCCAGCCCACCUGGCGCCGGCGCUGGACAUGUUUGCACACUUUUUCAUCUCGCCGUUGCUGAAGAGAGACGCCAUGGAGCGAGAACUGUCAGCAAUCGAGUCGGAGUUUAGCCAAGCGACGCAGAACGACCGGAUUCGCACGCAGCAAAUUUUGUGCGACGUGUCACCUGCGGAUCAUCCGUACCACCGCUUUAGUUGGGGAAACCGAAAAAGCCUACACGAACUGCCGAAAACGACGGGAACUGAUGUGCGCAAACACAUAUUAGAGUUUUACGAAACGUACUAUUCGGCCAACAUCAUGAAACUCGUCGUGUGCGGCGAGAACGAGCUGGACGAGCUGGAGCAGUGGGUGAACAAGUCGUUUAGUGCGAUACCGAACAAGCACGUAACGGUGCCGUCUUUCGACGCAGCAGGUCCACCGUUUGGAGCGAAACGAGCUGGCGCGCCGUUUUUGUGUAAGAUUAUCCCUGUCCGAGAUAUCCACACGCUCCAUCUCGACUGGAUGAUCCCACCAGUCCUUGGGCAGCAUCAUCAAAAGCCCGCGGACUACUUGGCUAGCCUCCUGGGGCAUGAAAGCGAGGGAUCCGUGCUAUCGCAUCUGAAGGAGAAGGGCUGGAUUUCUGCAGUAACAGCAGGUGUGACCGACACAGACGGUUACGACAGUGGCACGUACGCUGCAAAGUUCGACAUCACUAUGAAGCUAACACUAGAAGGCAUUGCACAUUGGGAGGAAAUCGUGCACGCAGUUUUUGAGUACCUACACAUGCUGAAGGUAAACGGCUGUCCGGAGUGGGUGUUUGACGAGCUGGCAGCGCUGGCCGACAUUUCUUUCCGCUUUCAAGAAGACGAAAGCGCGGUCGAGCGAUGCGAAGAACUGGGUGAAAUCAUGCAGUCAAUGUUCAAAGUCGCACCGGAAGACAUCUUGCGUUAUGACCUUUUCAAGGGCGUCUUCGAGGCAAAACUCGUCGAGGACAUCAUACACCACUUGACUGCUGACACCGUUUGUGUGUCAAUCGUGUCACAAACGUUCGAGCAAUCUCCUGCAUUCCAGGCGCAGGCAGUCACGGAAGAAUGGUUUGAUGUACGGUAUACGAAAGAGGAUAUUGCAGACGCCAUUAUCCAGCACUGGGGUAGCGCAGAAAUGAACCCCAAGCUGUACUUGCCUCGGCCGAACCUGUUCAUUCCGCGCGACUUCUCGCUCAUCGACACGACAGGAGCCGAGGACCUCGUGUGCGAAACGACGACGUUUGGCAAACUAUGGUACAAGCCGGAUCGUGUGUUCGGUACACCUCGCACCCACGUUGCGCUGUUGCUGCACUUGCCAAGUGUGGUGGCCAACGUCGACAGUUGGGUCCACACCCAGUUGUACGUCAAGCUCGUUCGAGAUGCGCUGAAUGAGUAUGCAUACCUUGCAACAGUAGCUGAGCUCAUGUAUUCUCUCCAAGUGAAGGAUUCUGGGCUGGAAUUGGUCUUUGGCGGUUUUAAUGAUAAGCUACACCUUCUCGUCGAUGUGGUGGUUGCGGCAUUGUUUGGAACUAAGAUCAGCGAAGCACGGUUCGAAGUAAUGCGCGAAGAAUUGCUGCGCGAGUCGAAAAACUCGAUCACGAAGGUUGCUGAGAAAGCAAAAUAUCUCCGGUUGCAGUUCUUGGAAAAGCACUCAUUUCCUCUGGAAGCGUGUCUGGAUUCGAUGACGGUUGCCACAGUGGAGUCCAUGAGAACCUUUGUCUCUGGUCAACUUUGGGCAGGCAAGACGGGGCUAGCCAGCUUUGUCCAUGGAAACACAUCGCAUGCUGUCGCUUUGGAAUUGAUCGCCACGGUCGAGAAACAGCUGCAACAAGUAUCUGCGCCUCUCCCUGUGCGUGAUUUCCCCCGACGUCUCAUCAGCAAUAUUCCACAGACGCCGGUGGGCUUUCUGUUGAAGGAGCGCAGCGAAAACAAAUCCGAGACCAACACGCAGGUGGAGCUGUACUACCAGAUCGGGCCACUGACCUUACGCAGUCUGGCUUACGCUGACUUGUUGCAUCAGCUGAUGGGAGAGCCACUAUUUGAUACCCUUCGUACCAAGCAGGAGCUAGGGUACGACAUCUCGUGCACUGUUCGUGUGACGAACGGUAUUUUGGGCUUCGGUGUGAUGGUGCAGUCAUCGCUGUUCGAUGCCGAAUACAUAUCUACGUGUGUUGACCAGUUCAUGGUUGACUUUGAAGAGGCGAUUGAAGCAAUGGAGAACGAGCACUUUCAGGACCAUGUUCAAGCGCAGGUUCUUUUGCGGCUCGAGCCCGAUCAUAACCUGCUCGAGGCGACACAACGCUACUGGUACGAAAUCGCAUCACGCCGACUUGUGUUCGACAUGAAUGCCCAGCUUGCAAAGGAGAUGGAGACACUGACCCAGAGUGAGAUGGCGCAACUUUUCCGCGAGUGGAUCCUGCAACAACCCAAAAAGUUAUGCGUCCACGUUAUUGGCCGUGGUAGCACGGCCGAAAAAGCAGCCCGUCAAGAACACAAAGAUGCCACUAAAAACGAGCUAGCGGAACUGCGUGCGCUGCCUCGACCCAUUCGAAUUCGCGACUUGUACCUGCUCAAGUCGGAGUUGUCGUCCUAUCCUGACCCCAUCGACGAGAUCAACGCGAUGGAAGCAGAUGGUCUUGACAAGCGCCUCGCCUUGUAG